AUGAAAAACCAAUCUGAAAACUCUUCUUCACCUCCCAAAGAAUCAACACCUACUCCUUCGAUCAUGCCUUCAACCACACCUAUCUCUAAGAAAUCAAGGUUCAAGAUGCUUGCUCGUAAGACAGUCACUAACAGCGAACAAAUCAAGAAAAUAAAUGAGAAAUUCAAAGAAAGCGAGGAAGAGAAACCCCAAAAAUCAGCAACUGAGAGGGAAGAAACUGUUUCAUUUGAAACAGAACAGGAAACAGGGGAGAUGGUGUUAUGGAGUGAGGAACCUGUUGACGAGGAAGAAAGUUGGAGAGAAGAAAGAGGUAGUGGAUCCAGUGAUGCAAGUGCAGCUGAGGGGCUGGUUAGGUUGAGGAAGAGGUUCCAAGAACCUGUUCCAUCUAUGAAGGAACCCCUCGAAGAGUUUUUGAAAAAGGUGUCUGAUAGAUACAAUCCAAAGAAGAAGAAAAGUUCAGGAGAUAAAAUUCCUCAAACUACUAGGGCACAGAAGAAGAGAAAGGUUGCCUCUUCUAUCCCUGUAGAGAUUCCUCCUAAAAGAGGAAGAGCUACAAGGAAAGAGAGUAAAAGAAAAGCUGCUGCAAAGGGAAAGAAGAAAGUAAGUGAGCCUGUUGAUGCAAUUGAGAUUAAGGAGAUGGACAUAGUUCUUCAUGAUGAAGACGAGGCAGAGGAGGUGGAGGUUGUGACUCCAAAGGCAAUGAAAAGAAAUACUUCCAAAAAGAAGUCUCCUUCAGAGAUUGUUGAUGUAGAGUCAUCUACCUUAAGAACCAGGUCUACCAGGAAAUCUAGGAAACUGCAAGUAGCGGAGGAGGAAGAAAGUGAAGAAGAAUAG
Molecule: messenger RNA, 834 nt
Organism: Nicotiana attenuata
Lineage: Eukaryota; Viridiplantae; Streptophyta; Magnoliopsida; Solanales; Solanaceae
Product: titin-like
Exons: 3
Coding region: 1-834 (277 amino acids)
Source: RefSeq, a predicted model, not a curated record